UGCCCAUUAUAAUCUCCCCCGCAUCAGGGAUGUCUUGGAUUUGCUGGAGGACGCACAGUUCAUCUGGACGCCGUACAGCGAGGAGGUGAUAGGUACCCUGCCAGCGUAUUGUACGUUCGGCCGACAUAUUUGGAGGGCUUCUGUCCCUCUCACAUGCCUCGAUAUUGUGGAGCAUCAUGCCUCAGAGCGGGUUUUUCGUCAGUUUGGCAUGCCGCAGCCUAUACCGACUCCGCCUGCAUGGCAUCCUUUACAUUAUGAGAGGGAUGAUCGGUCUAGGGUGGACGACACAUUUAUUGACUGGCUUAACGCCCAGCUGGCUAUUUGGGACAGGCGAGGUGACUUAAACCCAACUCCGCAGCACUUUCCUAUUGAAGGUUAUAUGGCAUGGUACCGCACUGUUUCCCGACUUUUUAUUGGGAACCCAGUUCAUCAGGCAGAAGGUCGGUACGUCUCAUACGCCGGGAGACACGAGGCUCUGGCGAUUGGAUUGCAUACGGUCUAUCGUAUGGGGCAGCAGAUGCAGAGUUAUGUCCUCGAUCCUAUGGUCAUGCAGGACUACAGUCGUCAAUUCAUGGAUUUGGCUGCCCAGACAUUGCAGCGAGCCCGAUCGAAUCAGCGUUUAGCACACGAGGCUGAUUAUAUUGACCCAGCCACGUACCAGCGAGGUCAUGGUAUCCCACGAGGUGGUGGUGCCCGACGAGGUGGUGGUGCCCGACGACCUCGUGCUGCCCGAGGAGGUGGUGUUCAGCAGGGGGGCCAUGAUGCUCCUGACGAUGAUGUUGCUGCUGAUAUGACAGGUGGCAUGCAUGAGACUGACAUGCCAUCUUACAGCCUGAGAAUUUUUGACACUCCAGUGCCAUCAUAG
Molecule: messenger RNA, 865 nt
Organism: Nicotiana attenuata
Lineage: Eukaryota; Viridiplantae; Streptophyta; Magnoliopsida; Solanales; Solanaceae
Exons: 3
Coding region: 209-865 (218 amino acids)
Source: RefSeq, a predicted model, not a curated record